Messenger RNA from Monoraphidium neglectum, 393 nucleotides. RefSeq names its product WD repeat-containing protein 16. Gene Ontology annotation, molecular function: protein binding. Gene Ontology annotation, cellular component: catalytic step 2 spliceosome. Gene Ontology annotation, biological process: mRNA splicing, via spliceosome. Lineage: Eukaryota; Viridiplantae; Chlorophyta; Chlorophyceae; Sphaeropleales; Selenastraceae. The record is from RefSeq and is a predicted model, not a curated record. Bases 1 to 393 code for a protein of 130 amino acids. The transcript has 3 exons.
AUGUUCAACAACACCUUCUUCACGGGCGUGGCAUACCACCCUGAUGACUCGCAGCUGGUCACGGUCGGGACUGACAGGAAGCUGACCUAUUGGGACGCGUUCGACUGCCAGGCGAUCCGCGUGCUGGAGGCCAGUGCCACGGGGCAGGUCAACGUGGUGGUGCUGUCGCCGGACGGCGAGGCGGCGCUGACGGGCGGCGCCGACAAGCUCGUGCGGCUUUGGGGCUACGACGACGGCCUGUGCCACAGCGUCGGCGUCGCGCACAGCGGGGCGGUCACGGCGCUGCAGGUGUCGCCGGACAAGACCCGCAUCGUCAGCGUCGGCGCGGAAGGCGGCAUUUUUGUCUGGGCGUACGCCGCGCCGCUCCCCCUGGCGGAUCCGCAGGGGGCGUGA